Phasianus colchicus (ring-necked pheasant) is the source of this 1982-nucleotide messenger RNA. RefSeq names its product G protein-coupled receptor 171 (gene GPR171). The record is from RefSeq and is a predicted model, not a curated record. Gene Ontology annotation, molecular function: G protein-coupled purinergic nucleotide receptor activity. Lineage: Eukaryota; Metazoa; Chordata; Aves; Galliformes; Phasianidae. Gene Ontology annotation, biological process: G protein-coupled receptor signaling pathway. Gene Ontology annotation, cellular component: membrane.
AAAACAUUAACCUGCUCUUACACUAUGAGAAAACAUGCUGAGAGACACCGAAUGCUAACAGACUGCUGCUCCGGACUCCUCCCAGGGCCCCAGGACAGCCUCACACGCAACCUGAAAGACUGCUCUUGUGGAAACACUUCUGAGAAGAAGUCUAUAUGCCUCCAAGAACAAAUCCUAUGCAUUUAAAAAGCUCUCUCAAACAUUUGUGAAGCAGCAUGAGAAAAAUGCAUAUUCUGUCCUGAUUGCAUCUCUUCGUGAAAUCACACAAACAAAACUCUCAGAGAACAAUGAAUAUUGCUCAGAAAAGUUGAUGUCUUCUCGGCUAUCUCUCGUAGGUUCUUGAUCUCUCCAGCCAGCAAAGCAAAGUGCACAAGAAGUUCACAAUGCCAAACAACGCUUCACAAUGCUACAUCAAAACAGAACUGGAACCUUUCACCUAUUUUUACUACUUGAUCUUUCUUACGGGUUUUCUGGGGAGCUGUUUUGCGCUGUGGGCAUUCACACAAAAAGGUCAAAAGCAGAAAUGUAUGAGCAUCUACUUAACCAACCUCCUAACUGCAGACUUCUUGCUGACUUUGGCGUUGCCAGUAAAGAUCAUAGUUGACCUAGGUGUCGCGCCCUGGAAACUGCAGAUAUUCCACUGCCAAGUGACAGCCUGUCUCAUCUACCUGAACAUGUAUUUAUCAAUUAUAUUCCUGGGAUUUGUAAGCAUGGAUCGUUACCUUCAGCUAAUGCACAGCUCUAAGAUCUAUCGCAUUCAAGAGCCUGGAUUUGCCAAGGUUUUGUCUGCAGUUGUAUGGGCAAUGGUUCUCCUUAUAACAGUGCCUAACAUGGCUAUUCCAAUAAAAACCAUUGAAGAAAGACCUAAUGCAAGGUGCAUCGAUCUCAAAACAAAAUUUGGGAGAGACUGGCACGUGUUUACUAACUUCGUGUGCACAGCAAUAUUCCUGAAUUUUUCAGCUGUGAUACUCAUUUCCAAUUUCCUUGUUGUCAGACAGCUCUACCAAAACAAAUACAGUGAGAGUUACACAAACGUGAAGAAAGCCCUGGUGAGCAUACUGCUGCUAUCAGCAGCCUACCUGCUGUGCUUCCUUCCCUACCACGUCGUUCGUAUCCCUUACACUCUGAGCCAGAGUGAUACCAUAACCAGCUGCUCUCUGAAGCAAACUCUCUUUCAAGCAAAAGAAUCUACCUUGCUCUUUGCAGUAUCAAACCUCUGUUUUGACCCAAUUCUGUAUUAUCAUCUUUCCACUGUGUUCAGACUGAAAGUUAAUGAGGCUUUCAUGGCAUCCAAACAGGCAAAGGUGUCCACAGAUGAAGAGGCACAGCACCAAAGCGAGCAGUGGGUGCAAAUGUACUGAUUCUAAACUACAUGGAAAGGAUGUGCAAAUACAUAACCUAAACAGUCGCUGUGCAACUGGAAACACAGCUACUACCAUCGUAUUACCACUGGAUGGAUGAGAAGACUCACACCUCCAUACCAAACAAGCAAAGCACUUGGUGUUGCUUUUUGGAAAUACUGCAGCGUAUCAGUGACAGCCAUGAACAAUCAGCAAUAAUGUAAAAUAAAGCUUGUUGAGACACACCCAAAUAUACAUUCUUAUUAUUUAUGGUAAAUACUUUGGGCUCUCCCUAAGUAAAAUAUUGUAUUCUUACUAGAUUGAAGAGCUUGGUGGAAUUAAGUAAAGAUUUGUUUUCAAAUGGCAGCUCACCUGCAAAGCUUCUCACAGACACAAUUAAUCCAAAAGCAUUUUAAAGGGCACUACUUAAUCUAGAAUGCAAUGUUAAGCUGCACUGAUUAACAAACUAUUGCAUCCGCUUACAUCUCACCCAUAAUUCCUAUAAAUAAACCUUCUGUUCUUGUCAAGUUCCACUGCCCUCCCAUGAUGCUACUGCACUGAACUUAAAAACCAGCAAUAUGUGAGUGCAGGAAAUUCAAGUCAACUGUAAAAUGAAAAUAAAGAGUAAGCAGAAAUACUCAC